GUGACUACAGAUUUAGUAGAAGAUAAACCCAAACCGCAAGAUGAAAAAGACGUGUGGCAGCUACGAGGACAAGAAUCAAACAGCUGCAGCAAGUACAGCUAUGAUAAACAUCCAGCUACUUUCAUUCCUCCCAUGUCCACUUCAGUUUCCGAGAAAAACCCAUCAACCGGAGCCCUUAAAAUGGGGCUGCGAACCGGAGAAACAGGCUCGGCAACCUUAUUAGCUUCAGGUGAGAGCAACGUCAUGAGACCCGAAGACAAGACCGGCACCACCACCACCACCAACAAGGACACAAGGGACAAGGAAAUUGCUCAAUACAAUGCCGAUGCCCGGCUCAUGGCUGAGUUUGAGCAGUCUAGUGGUUCGGGUAAGUCUUUUAACUACUCAAGAUCAGUACUGCAUGCUCCACAAUCUGUGCCUGAAGAACAAUUAAUAACUGCGUAUCUGUCCAGAAUACAAAGAGGUGGUCUAAUUCAGCCCUUUGGAUGCUUGCUUGCAAUUGAGGAACCCACUUUUAGAAUCAUCGCUUAUAGUGAAAAUUGCUUGGAACUGCUGGCUUUAGACGGCCAAUUCGAGUCAAAAGAGUUUAAGGGUUUGCUUGGUAUUGAUGCUAGAAGCUUGUUUACGCCUUCUUCAGGGGCUUUAUUGGAGAAAGCUGCCUCGUCUAGGGAGAUUUCGCUGUUAAACCCUGUUUGGGUCUACUCUACGAGUAUCCAAAAGCCAUUUUAUGCCAUACUACAUAGAAUUGAUGUGGGGAUUGUGAUUGAUUUGGAGCCCACACAGUCGGAUGAUCCUGCAUUGUCCCUUGUUGGGGCAGUGCAAUCACAGAAACUGGCUAUUUGGGCGAUUUCUAGACUGCAGUCAGUCCCUGGGGGAAAUAUUGGUGCGCUGUGUGAUACAGUUGUGGAGGAUGUUCAGAAGCUCACUGGAUAUGACAGGGUUAUGGUUUAUAAGUUCCAUGAUGACGAUCAUGGUGAAGUUGUAUCUGAAAUCAGAAGAUCAGAUUUGGCCUACUUGGGUUUACAUUAUCCUGCCAUAGAUAUCCCUCAAGCUGCUCGCUUCUUAUUCAAGCAGAAUCGAGUGCGAAUAAUUUGUGAUUGCCAUGCAAAUCCUGUAAGCAUCAUUCAAAGUGAAGAACUAAAGCAGCCUCUUUGUUUGGUCAAUUCAACACUUAGGGCACCACAUGGAUGCCACACGGAGUACAUGGCGAAUAUGGGCUCCAAUGCCUCAUUGGUGAUGGCAGUUAUUAUCAAUGCAAACAAUUCAUCAAAGCUUUGGGGGUUGGUAGUAGGCCACCACACUUCCUCACGCUAUGUCCCUUUCCCCAUUCGCUAUGCAUGCGAGUUCCUUAUGCUGGCAUUUGGACAUCAGCUAUGCAUGGAGCUUCAAUUGGCGUCACAAUUGGCAGAGAAUAAAAUUAUCAGGACACAAACCUUAUUAUGUGACAUGCUCCUCCGGGAUGUCCCAUGUGGUGUCGUCACUCAGUCUCCUAGUAUCAUGGAUCUUGUUAAGUGUGAUGGGGCUGCAUUGCUUUAUGGUGGGAGAUGUUGGUUGGUGGGUGUGACUCCAACUGAAUCACAGGUGAAAGAUAUUGCAGGGUGGCUGCUUACUAAUCAUGGAGAUUCCACGGGACUGAGUACAGAUAGUUUGGCUGAUGCUGGUUACCCUGGUGCCGCUUUACUUGGUGAUGAAGUUUGUGGCAUGGCUUCUGCAAGAAUCACUUCAAAGGAUUUCUUGUUCUGGUUUAGGUCUCACACUGCAAAGGAAGUAAUAUGGGGAGGAGCCAAGCAUCAACCGGAUAAUAAAGAUGAUGGAAAAAAAAUGCACCCAAGAUCGUCAUUUAAAGCUUUUCUUGAAGUAGUAAAAAGUAGAAGUAUGCUUUGGGAGGUUUCAGAAAUUAAUGCAAUUCAUUCUCUACAAAUUAUUAUGAGAGACUCAUUACAGGAUAUGGAGGACCCUGGUUCUAAGGUAUUGAAAAAAAUUCAGCAGGGUGAUACUGGUAUGCAGGGGAUAUAUGAACUCAGUUCAGCGGCAUAUGAAAUGGGUAGAUUGAUUGAGACAGCUACAGUUCCUAUUUUUGGGGUUGAUUCGGAUGGUCUCAUCAAUGGAUGGAACGGAAAAAUUGCUGAAUUAAUAGGAUUGCAAGCUAGCGAAGCCAUGGGGAAGUCCCUGGUUAGUGAAGUUGUUCAUGAGGACUCACGUGGAACUGUUGAGAAUCUUCUAUGCAGAGCAUUGCAAGGUGAGGAGGACAGAAACAUUGAAUUAAAACUUACAAACUUUGGGGUUGAUCAGCAUAAGUCAGCUGUAUACAUUGUGGUCAAUGCCUGCAGAAGUAAGGAUUACACAAACAACAUUGUCGGUGUGUGCUUUGUGGGUCAAGAUGUUACAUCUGAGAAAGUUAUUAUGGAUAAAUUCAUCCGCAUGCAAGGGGAUUAUGAGUCUAUCAUACAAAGUCUGAAUCCAUUGAUUCCACCUAUAUUUGCUUCUGAUGAGAAUGCCUGCUGCUCUGAAUGGAAUGCAGCCAUGGAAAAGCUAACUGGUUGGAGGAGAGAUGAAGUCAUGGGUAAAAUGCUUCUUGGGGAAAUCUUUGGAAGUUUCUGUCGGCUGAAAGGUCAAGACACACUAACUAAAUUUAUGAUUUUAUUGUAUCGAGGAAUUAGUGGUCAUGAUACUGAGAAGUGCCCUUUUGAGUUUUUUGAUAAAGAUGGAAAAUUUGUGGAGGUAGUCGUAACAGCAAGCAAGAGGACUAAUGCAGGUGGGCAUGUAAUUGGCUGUUUCUGCUUCUUGCAGAUUGUUAUGCAUGAACUGGAACAGGCUUUAGAAGGAUGCUGGCAAGAGGAUAGGGAAUGCUUUUCAAAACAGGGGUUGGCUUAUGUCCGGCAAGAAAUGAAAAAUCCUGUGAGUGGUAUUCGCUUUACCCACAGACCCCUCGAAAAUACAUCUGUUUCAGAACAUCAAAAGCAAUUUCUUGACACUAGUGAUGCAUGUGAAAGACAGAUCAUGACAAUCAUUGAGGAUAUGGAUUUGGAAAGUACAGAGGAAGGCAGCCUGCAGCUAAACAUGGAAGAAUUUCUCUUGGGAAAUGUUUUGGAUGCCAUUGUCAGUCAAGUCAUGAUCUUGCUAAGAGAAAGGAAUUUAAAGCUCUUUCACGAGAUUCCAGAAGAUAUCAAAGCACUAUCUCUGUAUGGUGAUCAAAUCAGGCUUCAACUGGUCUUGUCAAACUUCUUGCUUAAAGUGGUGCGUUACGCAUCUUCUCCAGCUGGCUGGGUGGAAAUUAAAAUUUCACCUGGUCUGAAGCUUAUACAGGAUGGCAAUGAAUGUAUUCGUUUACAAUUCAGAAUGACACACCCUGGGCAAGGCCUUCCUUCUGCUCUUAUCCAAGGUAUGUUUGAAGGAGGAAACCAGUUGACAACACAGGAAGGCUUUGGGCUCAACCUGUCUCGGAAACUUCUUGGCAGGAUGAAUGGUCAGGUCCAGUAUGUUAGAGAGCAUAAUAAAUGCUAUUUCCUCAUUGACCUUGAACUUAAAACGAAGAAAGAAAGGGAAAAACGUUCACAGGCAGAUAAAACCAUGAUGACUUGACUGUCAAGCAGGUUACCUGUACAGGGCCACAGGCACCUCAAUUAUAUUUAUGGGUAUGUCAGGAAAAUUCUGGUAAGACCUCCAUGGUUUAUUAUAAGUUGAUCGUUCCCGGGACCUUAGUUUGACUACCAAGCCUAGCCAUUUACAUUCUAUCUGUUUCUUUAUAAUGUGCCGCUGGAUUUGUGUAGAAACGUUUUGUUGAUAUAUGUAUAUAUGCGUGUAUUCUCCCUGU
Messenger RNA from Juglans microcarpa x Juglans regia, 3814 nucleotides. Its product is annotated as phytochrome E-like. The record is from RefSeq and is a predicted model, not a curated record. Gene Ontology annotation, molecular function: phosphorelay sensor kinase activity; protein homodimerization activity; photoreceptor activity. Gene Ontology annotation, biological process: red, far-red light phototransduction; protein-tetrapyrrole linkage; detection of visible light. Lineage: Eukaryota; Viridiplantae; Streptophyta; Magnoliopsida; Fagales; Juglandaceae.